AUGGAUUACUCUAGCUCUGGGACUUGGCCUUCUCAGGUGCCGGCACCAGAAAAGUCUAGCCAGCUGUACAUUCGAGACUACCCUCAUCGCUCCAUCGCAAUAGUUUCGUCCUCCCAUGCUCUCAUAUUUCGCUACAGCUCCUCCAACGCCGGCGCAAACGGCUCCCUUACUUCCCUCGCAUCCACCCGCUCACGACCCAACGGCGACCCUGCUGCCUCGAAAUGCAUGGUAGAGUUCACUCAGAUCACAAAAAAGACGCUCGCCGAAUACCGACCGCUGACCCCACGACCCAUCUUUGGAACGUUGGGUUUGAUCUCUGUAGAGGGCGACGUGUUCCUUUCCGUUGUGACACAUGCCACAAGAGUCGCUACCCUUAGGCCGGGGGAGACCGUGGAACGGAUUGCGAGCGUUGCAUUCUUCUGCCUCAACAGAAGCGAGUGGGACGAUGUUGUCUCUCUCGAUCCUCUGGAUUCCGAGGUCUCGGAUGCCAACUCUGUAUAUGGCCAGAACCUCAGAGGGCGGGAGCUUCAGGUAGAACAUCCUUGUACGGACCUUCGGAAACUUCUGGGAAAUGGUACAUUCUACUACAGCACCGACUUCGAUCUCACAAACAGGUUGCAAGAUAGGACCGUGAAUUCUUAUACUUUUGACAUUGACAACUUUGACGAUUCUUUCCUGUGGAACUCGUAUAUGAUCAGCCCAUUGGUCCAAUUCAGAUCGCGACUGCAGCCCCAGGAGCGCGAAGCUUUGGAUUCAUCACGGUUCCUCACAUCUGCUAUCCGUGGGUUCUGUCGGACAAUGGCCAUCCCCCAGACGAGCGCUCCUCUAAAGACACGAUCAACCGGACUACCAUCGUACUUGACUGUUGUAUCAAGACUCUCUUGUCGCAGAGCGGGAACUCGAUUCAACUCCAGAGGUAUUGACGACGACGGCAAUGUGGCAAACUUUGUCGAGACAGAAACCAUAUACUGGAGCCCCGGCGGGACUCUCUUUUCCUAUGCUCAAGUCAGAGGUUCAGUUCCUCUGUUUUGGGAACAGACCGCGGAGCUCAUCCCUGGCAAGCAAAACAUCACCGUUAUCAGGUCCCCCGAGGGAGCCCAGCCGGCCUUCAAUAAACACUUCGCGGACCUUGAGCAAGCCUACGGCGCCGUUCACGUGGUCAAUCUUUUGAGUGAAGGCAAACCUGGCGAGGCGCAGCUCAGUCAGCUGUACCACCUUGGGGUAGAACAUUGCCCAUUAAGCCAGGUCGGGGAGCACGAGUCGCAAGACCAUGCGCUGUUGAGAGAGACUCACUACGACUUCCAUGCCGAGACGAAAGGCCCUGGAGGGUACGAGGCUGCGCGCCAGAUCCGCAGAUACAUUGAGAACUCGAUAGACGGCUUCGCCUACUACCUGGCGGAGCAGAGCGAAGACUUAGGCGCCGAUGCCAACGACGGCCAAGGCUCAAGCCGUAUGGUUGUGGUUCUCCAGCAAGAGGGUGUAUUCCGAACAAAUUGUCUCGACUGUCUGGAUAGGACAAAUUUGAUCCAGACCCUCAUCUCUCAGAUGGCUACGGAGGCUUUCCUGGGCCAUCGAGGCGAGUAUGCCACCUCAGACUUCUGGAUGCGACACUCGACGUUAUGGGCAGAUAACGGAGACGCUUUAUCGAAGAUCUACGCGGGAACCGGUGCGCUCAAAUCAUCCUUUACCCGUUCUGGGAAAAUGUCCCUUGCUGGAGCUGUUGCGGACAUGCGCAAAUCUGUCCAGCGUCUCUAUCACAAUAAUUUCACAGAUUCGGCUAGGCAAACGACCAUUGACCGGCUGCUAGGGCGGCUGGUCAACCAACUCCCCGUUCUUCUUUUCGACCCUAUAAGUGACUACGUUUCUGGAGAAUUGACAAAGAGAAGUGCUGAGUUCUCGUCCACACAGGACAUAAGCAUGUUGGUCGGUACUUUCAACCUCAACGGUCGCACUGAAGGCGUCGAUAGCGAUCUUGAUGCAUGGUUGUCUCCAGCAGAACUUGGCAAUGUGCAGCCCGAAAUUGUUGCUGUUGGGUUCCAAGAGAUUGUCGAGUUAAGCCCACAACAAAUCAUGAACAGCGACCCAUCAAGAAAACAACUUUGGGAAGCCGCAGUGAGAAGAUGCCUCAACAAACGCGCCAAAUCGCUUGACGGAGAGAGAUACGUAUUGCUCCGAAGUGGACAACUCGUCGGCGCAGCAUUAUGCAUCUUUGUCAAGGCAUCGGCUUUGGCCAACAUUAAGAAUGUUGAGGGAAGCGUCAAGAAGACGGGGCUGUCGGGAAUGGCCGGCAACAAAGGAGCGGUUGCCAUACGAUUUGACUAUGCGAAUACCCACAUCUGCUUCGUGACGGCCCAUUUGGCUGCCGGAUUUUCGAAUUAUGACGAGAGAAAUAGAGAUUACGCAACGAUCCACCACGGGCUGCGCUUCCAGCGGAACCGUGGGAUCGACGAUCACGAUGCUGUUGUUUGGCUGGGAGACUUCAACUACAGAAUUGGUCUCAGUUCCGAGAACGCCCGCAGUCUCAUCAAAAAGGGCGAUCUGGAGACACUUUACGAGAACGAUCAGAAGGCCCGUAUCCCAGCCUGGACCGAUCGUAUUCUGCGCAAGGGUGGGAGCCUGCGUCAAUUAGCGUACAACUCAGCCCCUCUCAAGUUCUCGGAUCAUCGGCCAGUGUAUGCUCUAUUCCAGUGCAACGUCAGUAUUGUCGAUGAAGCUUUCCGGGAUCAAAUCAGCAAAGAGCUAUACCAACGGCGAAAGGCCGAAGUGGGAGACACGACGGCGAACCUCGACUCAGAGGAAACCGACGAUGAGGAUCUGAUUGGCUAUGAAGCUAUCGAGCCUGGGCUGCCUCCUGCCAGCUCUGACCGCCAGAAAUGGUGGUUGGAGAACAAGCAGCAGGCCAGAGUUGACAUCAAGCAACCGACGGCUCCCGAGGGCCACGCCGCAAUACUCAAUCCUAAUAGGGCGCCCAAUCCUUUCACGCCGACUGGAGAGCCGGACUGGGUCAACGUACCCAGGUCAAGACUGUCGUCUUUUUCCAGCGUAUCAACUUCGCCAUACGAGCAUGUUUCUGCUCCCAAUGAUCUCUCGUCGUCAGCAACGAACCGGAUAACGAGAAAACUGCCUCCACCUUUUGAUCCGUCAGGUAUGCCAGGUAAAUUCAACGGCCUCAGCAUCAAGGAUGAAAAGUCUCAACGCGGAGAAACGCCACCGCCGCCGCCGCCACCUAGAAGACAGACGGGAGCAAGCGCCGCAAUCCAGCAUCCACCACUGAUACCCUCCAAUAAAUCGCGAAGUACGACAACGACGCCUCCUCCUCCGCGGCCGUCAUCUGCCAUUUCCCAGCUUUCGCAGAUGUCGUCGCAAUCCAAAUCCAAACCGGCACCACCCGUAGCGAAGAAGCCGGCACACCUGGUUACAGCACCGGCUGCAGCAUCUUCAUCUCUGAGUAGCAAUGGGAUGGGUCAGUAUAGAGACGAGCCGGAAGAAAAACCACCACUACCGGUCCGGGCCUCGACCGGCUUCACGAAUCUUGGUGCGAGUAGGGAAGGCACUCUGCGUAAGCCAGUAGGUACGCCAGCUAAGCCUCCCAAGCGAGCGGGGACUAUGACUAUUGAGUCCGGCAGGCACACUCCGAUGGCUGGAGCCGUCGCUCUACCGGGGAUGAGGGCUGAUGAGGAACGACCAAAACCGAGAAUCCCGGCAAAGAAGAAGGCGCCGGUGGACUUGCUAGACGCAUUGGGCGAUGAUGGACCCAACGACAUGGGAAGCUGGGAGACUUUGGUUCCCAGCUCUCAGAGAUGA
Messenger RNA from Colletotrichum fioriniae, 3804 nucleotides. The record is from RefSeq and is a predicted model, not a curated record. NCBI's taxonomy places the organism in Eukaryota, Fungi, Ascomycota, Sordariomycetes, Glomerellales, Glomerellaceae.